Trematomus bernacchii (emerald rockcod) is the source of this 3450-nucleotide messenger RNA. RefSeq names its product zinc finger protein 37-like. The transcript has 10 exons. Bases 30 to 2621 code for a protein of 863 amino acids. The record is from RefSeq and is a predicted model, not a curated record. Gene Ontology annotation, biological process: regulation of transcription by RNA polymerase II. NCBI's taxonomy places the organism in Eukaryota, Metazoa, Chordata, Actinopteri, Perciformes, Nototheniidae. Gene Ontology annotation, cellular component: nucleus. Gene Ontology annotation, molecular function: RNA polymerase II cis-regulatory region sequence-specific DNA binding; DNA-binding transcription factor activity.
UCCACCUGGAAGCACACCACCACGUCUUGAUGCGCGAAGUUUUCCUACGUAAAAUCGCCCCUUUGGAGACAAAUGAAAGCAUGUUUUACUGGAAGGACAGCUCCGAGAGUGUGGAGGAAAUGUCUAAAUGCGACAUCCUGAGAGGCAUCGUGACGGAGAAGCUGAGCACCGCGCUGCAGGAGAUCCUGGCGGUGUUACAGAGAACUGUGUCCGGGUACGAGGAGGAGGCCUCGGGCCUGAGGAGGGAGAUCGGCCAGCAGAACAUCCAGCUGGAGCUCCUGAAGCCCCGGAUCAAUCUGCAGAGGAGAGCUCUGGUUCCAGAUGCUGAAGACCAUGUGGUGGUUUCCAGUGAAGAAGAAGAGGAGCAGCAGCCAGGUGAAUCUAAGACCGAGCAGGACACGGGGAGCCUCGGGAUGCUGUGGUACGACGAUGAUGAUGAAGAGGAAGAGCAGCCGAAGCCAGAUCCCAAAGACCCCGAUUUUCAAAUAACACCGAGGCCGAUUCCCCCCCGAGCGUCUGACAGGCCUCAGAGAGAAGUCCUCAUCAGGGUCUGCAUCCUGGAGGACGCCCGCACCCUCGCUCUCUCCAACACCGUGGGCCCGGUGCAGGAGGUGUGUUUCCCCCGCGGUCUCUCGGAGGAACAGUUCCUGCUUCUUCUUCGCUCCACGUUUCCUCGGCUGACGGACGACUUCGAGUUCUUCACCUCCGACCGCACGAAGACGCUGAAGCCGCUGCAGGUGGACUCUCUGACGCCGGAGAAGAUCAGCAGCAGAAUCCGAUCCUCCAACCUCUACAUCCGCCUCAAGAACAGAGAGGAUUCUGGGAGCCUUGAAUCUGUCGGUCCUCGUCAGAAAGGAGCGUCUCCGUCGGGCUCCGUCACCUCAUCAGCUGACGAGACAGAAGCGUACAGCAGGUUGUCGCCGCCCAGAGUUCAGACUGCCAGGCGCAGGAGAGGCAGACCCCCCCUGGAGAAGAAGCAAACCGACAACCUCCUCCUGAGAGUCUGCAUGCUGGGAACCUGCCGCUCAGACGUGCUGUCAAACAAAGUGUUUCAGAAGCACCCGGUGAAGGAGCUGUGUUUCCCCCGCGGUCUCUCAGAGGAAGACUUCCUGCUUCUCCUCCGCUCCUCUUUCCCUCGCCUGACGGACAGCAGCCGACUCGAGUUCCUCCAGACGGACCGGAGCCGCCGGCUGCAGAGGAUCCGCCUGGAGAGACUGACUCCAGAGGAGGUCCUGAGGACCAGGAGCAGCGGGGGGGAGAAGACCCUCCUCUACCUCCGUCUCAAGAAAGGAGCGGAGGAAGAGGAGGAGGAUGAAGAAGAGGAUGAGGAGGAGGAUGAGGAAGAAGAGGAGCGCCACCUUUCAAAUGAUGUGGUGAUCAAAUCUGACGAAACCGAGCUCAGUUCAAGUCCUGUCCAGCAUGCAGACCCGUGCAGCAGCAACACACCACAGGAACAGGAAGUAGAGACACAGGAAGCGGCAGAAUCCAGCGAUGACGAAAUGGCAAAAGAGGCGUCGGACGGAGACUGGAAACCCGACGCUGAGACGAGGCCAAGCGUCGCUAAGAGAGGGACGUUUGGGGGUAAACAUCUGUGUAAAGUGUGCGGCAUUUCAUACAUUCUCCUUGGAAGCCUCGUCAAACACGCCUGGAGUCACGUGGGCGAAGAAGAAGCGCCGUGCGUCUGUGGAGUCUGUGGCGACCUCUUCGAAACCUCCGAGGAAUUAAAGUCUCAUCUGAAAAACAAAUACAAAAAGACCCACGAGUGCUCGUUCUGCAGGAAGUCCUUCCUCACCGUCACCGGGCUGAAGCGCCACGUCACGCUGCACACGGGCGACCGGCCAUUUAAAUGCGACGUCUGCGGGAAAGCCUUUGCACACGCCUCCAAUUUAAGCAUCCACAGAUGGGUGCAUCGAGAAGAGAAACCCUACAAAUGCGACGUGUGUCCGAAGGCGUUUGGAUUAAAGGGGUCGCUUCAGGCUCACAGACGGCUUCACGGCAAGAGAGAGCGUUUCAUCUGCAACGUUUGUGGGAAAUCGUUAUUCGACAUGAGAUCGUUAACCAGACACAAAUCCACGCAUUCUGGCGAGCGUCGAUACGGCUGUGAGAUCUGCGGGAAGCGUUUCAAACUCCCGGGAACUCUGAGAUCUCACAAGAAAACCCACACGGUGCGCGAGAAAACGUUCCUCUGCCACAUCUGCUGUAAGACUUUCGUGACCCACGGCGGUUUGAAGAUGCACCUGAAUAUGCACUCAGGCGAGCGGCCGUUUCCGUGCUCCGUCUGCGGUAAAGGGUUCAUGUCUAACAGCUAUAGAAAAUCGCACAUGCGAACUCACACGAACGAGGCGCCGUACGAGUGUAAGGAGUGCGGACGCUUCUUUAAACGCAAGACGCAUCUGAAUAAUCACGUGAGGGGCCACCUGGGCAUCAAGCUGUUCGUGUGCAGCAUCUGCGGGAAGGCGUGUUCGCGGCAGGAACACCUGACCGUUCACAUGAGGACGCACAACGGAGAGAGACCCUACCAAUGCACCGUCUGCGCGAAAGCCUUCACUCAGAGCCACUGCCUGAAGACGCACAUGAAGAGCCACCGCCAAGGAGACGAGGGGUUCCUGAACGCAACGUGAAAAACUGAGAACCAACGUCAAUCUGAGCAGUUUUUGAAAAAUGUCCGUCCGUCUUACAGAGUCCAAGCUGAUGGAUAUCAAACAGAGAAAAUAACCACAUCUCAAGAUAAGAGACAAAAAAACAUUUAAAGUGUUUAAAUGUAAACACAUUUUUUUUUUAAAUCAUGUAGCAUUUAAACUGAAAACCAAUUCAACUUGGAAAAUAAAUGCUUUGUAAAAGAAAACUCAAGAUAAAGUGAGUAAAGGUAUUUUCUCUGUUAAAAAGAUAUUAGCCAGAGAAAUUAGGAAUUUAGAAACACAUUUUUAUUUCUACAAAUGUUCUACUAUUUUCUAUAAACCAGAAAAAUGUUUUUAGUGUAGGAGUUUAUUGCGAGUUCAAUAAGAAACAGUUUGCAUUGUAUAAACACUUUUAAUUUAAAGACCAUCAAAGCUCUCUGUGUUGUAUUUACAGCUCAUGUAACGUUCACUGUUCACCGUGAACUCCUGUUAAAGUUGUCUUACAUGUUUACUUCUUGUAGCGUUAAAUAAGUUAGUAUAAUAUUCUCACCAUGUGUGUUGCAUUCAGGGCAAGUGGGAAAUCGGAUGUUGUAUCAAAACAACAGUUUAAAUAGGCAUCUAUCCGCAUUUCUAUACAUGUUUAGUUAAAGUGAUGGACGUCAAUCAAAACACUUCGAAAUCCCACGUGUUCCUGAAUGCAGCAUGGUGCCUUAAAGUGCAUGUUUUGCAUGUUUUAGAUAUUACUCAAAUAUUUACCGUACAUAUGUUACUUCUGUAGCUAGUUGUAUUCUGUUAAAUAAUGUGUGACCAAAAUAAAUAGAAGAAAAUUUCC